AUGAACUUUUACGCUAACUGGUGGCUUGGAUAUGCUGUUCUUUUGCAAGCAACAUUUGUGUUUCCGCAAGACUACUUAAUGGACCUGAAAUAUGACUUGGGAAAGGACUUUGAACCAGCAAAGUGCAACGGAACAAAAGAAGAUUGCACCAAAUUAGUGAAAUGCCGAUACACCAGUAACGAUAAGAUACCUGCUUGUGUCUAUAUUCUUGCUCACGAAGUCAAUAAAUCAGCAAAGGUUCCUGGUCACAUCCUACAGGGAUGUUUUAACGUUGACGAACGACUAAAGGAAAUGUGCUCACAAAAUGAGUGUCGCACAAGUAAAAGUGCAGAUUCACCCAAAGAAUCGUAUUACUGCUGCUGUAAUACGAGUCGCUGUAAUAAAGUUAUAAGCUUUACUGCCUAA
This is a messenger RNA of Enterobius vermicularis (human pinworm), 405 nucleotides long. The record is from the annotation of a GenBank genome assembly. NCBI's taxonomy places the organism in Eukaryota, Metazoa, Nematoda, Chromadorea, Rhabditida, Oxyuridae.